Pneumocystis murina B123 is the source of this 1121-nucleotide messenger RNA. RefSeq lists its product as hypothetical. The transcript has 2 exons. The record is from RefSeq and is a predicted model, not a curated record. The coding region runs from base 40 to 1056 and encodes 338 amino acids. Lineage: Eukaryota; Fungi; Ascomycota; Pneumocystomycetes; Pneumocystales; Pneumocystaceae. Gene Ontology annotation, molecular function: cation binding; protein serine/threonine phosphatase activity. Gene Ontology annotation, biological process: protein dephosphorylation.
UCAAAUUAUAAAUAUUGUUGAUAAAAACAAACAAUUAAGAUGGUGCCUUCUAAUAUAGCGCCCUUAGGAAAAUAUCAUUCAAGUUCUUUUUCAGAUUUUUAUGAAAAACAAGCUACUUUAUACAAUACGUUAAACUUAAACAUUGAUGAAGCUGAAAAAGAAAUUGAUACAACAAUGACAGAGGCUUUUCAGAAAACAAAAAACUUUCCAAUGCAAGGAAAUAGUUUUGUUAUUGGCUCAGCUAAAGAUAAGAACAAAAAAUGCAGAAAAACUAUGGAAGAUACACAUACAUACAUUUAUGAUUUUGGAGGUGUAACUGAUCAAGGAUAUUUUGCUAUUUUCGAUGGCCAUGCAGGAUAUCAGGCAGCAAACUUCUGUAAAGAACAAUUUCAUGUUAUUUUAUGUAAUUUGCUUCACAAUAUGCCAUCAUCAACAAUUCCUGAUAUUUUUGAUGCUACAUUCACAUCUGUUGAUAAUGCAUUGGCUAAUCUUCCAUCGAAAAACAGUGGAUGCACAGCUAUUGCUGCCCUUAUAAGAUGGGAAGAAAGGCCAUUUGCAACAAUUUCAGGCUUUCAUGAAAUUCGACGCACAAAACUUCUUUAUACUGCAAAUGUUGGAGAUGCUCGUGCAGUUCUUUGUAGAGGUGGUAAAGCUCAUCGUCUCUCUUACGACCAUAGGAGUAGUGAUUGGCAUGAAAGCCAAAGAAUUAUUAGUUCAGGAGGGCUUAUUAUUAACAAUAGGGUUAAUGGCAUUUUGGCUGUUACUCGUGCUCUCGGUGAUACUUAUAUGAAAAAUUUUGUUAUUAGCCAUCCUUUUACAACAGAAACUAUUCUUAUUCCUAAUGAAGAUGAAUUUAUUAUUCUUGCAUGUGAUGGUCUUUGGGAUGUAUGCACUGAUCAGCAAGCUGUUGAUAUUUGCCGUAAUAUUUAUGAUCCACAUAUAGCUAGCAGAAAAUUAAUUGACUAUGCUAUUUCUCAAUCUAGUACAGAUAAUAUUACAACUAUAGUUAUUCGUCUUUCCAAAAACGAUUCAGAAAUAAAAGAAUGUCUUUUUUGAGAACGUAUUAAAUAUUGCAAUCAACAAAAAGUCUUUCUAUAGAUUUACAUCAUUUAUAUUGUAUU